Molecule: messenger RNA, 318 nt
Organism: Aspergillus terreus NIH2624
Lineage: Eukaryota; Fungi; Ascomycota; Eurotiomycetes; Eurotiales; Aspergillaceae
Exons: 2
Coding region: 1-318 (105 amino acids)
Source: RefSeq, a predicted model, not a curated record
AUGGCUUCACUCACCUCGCUAUCGGAAGCAUGGGUAAUGUACCCAAAAUAUCCAAUUGAUGAUGGAUUGGAUGAACUGGUGCUCAAGCCUUCCAAGCGUCGCAAUGUCUCCAAAACAUUAGCGGAAGAACUUGCCGACUACGAGAACAGCUUGUCGAUGAUGCGUUCCUUCCAGAGCCAAAGCCUAGCUGUACCAGUGAAGCAUCUCCAAGCUCUUUUUGGUAGCUGCUUGGUACAUGACUUGAAGGAAGACGAGGUGUCCAGCAGCCGUGCCUUGGUGAUUGCACUAACAACCAACAAGAAGACCAAUGGGUUGUAG